Molecule: messenger RNA, 708 nt
Organism: Lasiosphaeria miniovina
Lineage: Eukaryota; Fungi; Ascomycota; Sordariomycetes; Sordariales; Lasiosphaeriaceae
Exons: 1
Source: RefSeq, a predicted model, not a curated record
CUGCCCAAGAACUGGCCGGCUCAGAUCCCGUACCUAACGGGGCCGCUGUACUCGCCACGCCUAACAGCCGCGCACCUCGCCGCGAUCCGCACUAGACCUUUACCCCCGGCUGAGACAGAUACAGACAUAGUAGUAGGCACGUUUGAGAUCCCGCGCGGUCUCAAGCCCGGCCCCAGCGCCGCCGUGCGCAUCACGCCGAUCACGGACCCAUCGCACCCAGCCCACGGGCAGUGCGGCCUGUUUGCCGUGCGCGACCUCAAGCCCGGCGAGCUGGUCGUGCCGUAUUUCGGCGAGGUGCACGUCGGUUCUGGCCCUGAUGCUAUUUCAGAGGGAGAGGACGAGCACGCCGCGUCCGACUACGACCUGUGGCUCGACCGCGACGGCAACGUAGCCGUCGACGCGGCGCGCGCGGGCAACGAGGCCAGGUUCAUCAAUGACUACCGCGGCGUUCCUGUGUCGUCGGGCGCGUCGUCUUACUCUUCGUCGAGGCCAGCGGAGGGGCUGGGGGGACUGACGCGCGCGCGGCCCAACGCAGAGUUCCGCGCUGUUUGGGACCCACGCCUGUGUCAAUGUCGUGGCGAGAUGACCAUGGCUGUGUUUGUGCUGCCAGCAGGGAAGAAGAAGAGACAGAGAAAGGACGGGACGCAAGGCGGGAUCGCCAAGGGCGAGGAGGUCUUGGUGAGCUACGGCAAGGGGUUCUGGGGGGAG